Molecule: messenger RNA, 1488 nt
Organism: Suillus clintonianus
Lineage: Eukaryota; Fungi; Basidiomycota; Agaricomycetes; Boletales; Suillaceae
Exons: 2
Coding region: 1-1488 (495 amino acids)
Biological process (GO): regulation of transcription by RNA polymerase II
Molecular function (GO): RNA polymerase II cis-regulatory region sequence-specific DNA binding; DNA-binding transcription factor activity, RNA polymerase II-specific
Source: RefSeq, a predicted model, not a curated record
AUGUCUUCUACUCCACCCAAAAACGGUGAUACAUCCAACUCCCCUGACGUCAAACCCCUUCCAAGGCAAACUAGAUCAGAUUUUGACCUCGAACCAAACCCAUUCGAACAAUCCUUCUCCCGUCCCUCCCAUGUUCGCCAUUCUCCACGUUCAAAACGUGACUCUCCAAGUCCAGCUUCAUCCAAAUCUCAUCAUGACAGACCAACCUCUGCUGCUUCUAACCCCCAUUCAAAGGAUGGUAGGUCGGCUUCUCCAAGACCAGUACUCCCCCCUUUGGCAUCCAUAGCAUCUCCAAGCACAGAUCAAAGCUAUGGUUGGCAAUUUUCUUCAUCUCUCGCAAAUUCACUCCGUGCUGGUCCCCUCUCCCCCGCCAUGCUAGCCGGCCCCCAGCAGGGUUCAGACUCCGCCUCACAUAUGCCUUUUGACACCUCGUUCCGGACAGGAUUGACCCCCCGCACCGGCCUCACUCCCCGCACGGGAUUGACGCCAGGCACAGGUCUAACACCCCUCGUCGGGGGCCCAGUAUCCUUCCCCCCUCCCUCACCGAAUACCGCCGCAUUCCUUGCGCUUAUGAACAAUAAUGCAGGCGCUAAUUCAAAUGCGACUAUAACGCCAAACACCCUUAGUGCAAUCACAGGUGUCCUUGGUUCUUCGUCAGCACAGUAUAGUUCUGUCACACAUGCUCCCACCACGAGUUCUCAUUUAUCCACAUCCAUCACUGCCAAUCAAGAAAACAAUGACCCUCCUUACAUCAGCGCAUCCUCUGCCGCUAGUACUGCUGCAAAUGGUUUAUAUCUGCUUUCGCAAGCUCAUCAGGAGCUCACGAAACGUGAAGAAGCACAAGCACGUGCUAAUAGCGUGGCGAAUGCAUCCAAUGGGAGGCGUGGUACAAAGCGCAAGUCUUAUGAUGCUGCGAGUCCACCACCUCAACCUGCUCCCACGGCUCGUGUGCAGUCUCAGCAGCAGUCUGCUCCCGUCAAACGCGCACGUGCUAACACUGUAACCAGUGUCAGCACCAAUGGUCAUGGUAAAGCUUCUACAGAUGAUGAGGAGGAUGAGGAGGAUGAGGAUGAUGAUGACAUGCCACCAUCUCAGAACACCGGGGGACGGAAACAAAAGAAGCCUGAAACAGAAGAAGAAAAGCGACGCAACUUCCUUGAGCGAAAUAGACAAGCCGCCCUCAAGUGCCGACAGCGCAAAAAGGCGUGGCUUGCGUCAUUGCAGGCCAAGGUCGAGUAUCUUCAGACUGAGAACGAGCGGUUGACGUCCGCUCUCGUCUCGUCGCGUGAGGAGAUCUCGCGGUUAUCUGCCCUCGUUGGAGGCGCUGUCAUUGGACCGGGGGGACCGACUGUCGGUCCAGGAGUAGGGCCGCCACCAGUAGCGGUUAACGGCGUGGCCACGAAUGGCCAGCCGAUCAGCAUGAACAUGAAUCUGGUUGCCAAGGGUGCAGCGGCUGCCACCUCUGGCCGCGCGAGCUACGGGUACUAA